Molecule: messenger RNA, 2635 nt
Organism: Megalops cyprinoides (Indo-Pacific tarpon)
Lineage: Eukaryota; Metazoa; Chordata; Actinopteri; Elopiformes; Megalopidae
Gene: tesk2
Product: testis associated actin remodelling kinase 2
Exons: 11
Coding region: 719-2635 (638 amino acids)
Biological process (GO): protein phosphorylation; actin cytoskeleton organization
Cellular component (GO): cytoplasm; nucleus
Molecular function (GO): protein serine/threonine kinase activity; ATP binding
Source: RefSeq, a predicted model, not a curated record
GAGAGGCGAAUGUUUGGAGAAGUCAAGACGCGAUGUUUGGCGGCGCAUAGGCGCUCAAUGGGAUGACAGCAAAGACGGCAAAAGGAGUUUUUGUUGCUAAAUUGUUGAUGGGGAGAAAAACAUCACAGAAGUGGAACUUCAAGGCUUGGUUAAUUUACUAGAUAGCAGAGCGAGAGUGAUUUCAUACCAUUGCACGAAGUACGGCCGAAAAUAAGAGGAUUUCUUUUAUUUAGCUUGCUAGCGAGCUAUCCAGACAGGGCACAAAUACACAAUGCAAGUCGCGAGUUUUGCGCACUUAAGUCGUUAGCUGGUGGGCUACUACGUUAGCUAACUUUUUAGCGUUAACUGGACUGGACUCACUUGCUCGCUCGCCAGCAGAGCUUUUUUUAAUGCAGCAAAAUUCCUUUGUAUUUUUUGCGUUUUGCAUUUCACAUGUUUUAUGAGGGCUGUAAGUAACCAGAUCGCUUGCUCGUUCGCUAGCCAGCCUGCUAUUCAUGGCUAGCCACAUGAGCGUGUUAUGCGUCGUAUGGAUAACAUGCCAGGCAUUGGAUUGAAAUGAGGGCCGCCGUCCCGACCCCAGGAUCGCUUCAGCUACACCAUGACAAACAACAAGGUCUGCCACAGCCUCUCACCUGCGUGUGAAAGCAAUGCGAAGCUCGUUGCCGGUUUCCCGUUAAAGUCGUUUGUGCAGCAGUAGCCCCCCCCCCCCAGCGAAGCCAUGGACCGAAACAAGCGCAACUCCAUCGCAGGGUUCCCCACGCGGCCGGAGCGGCUGGAGGACCUGGACGGCGGGGGUGCGGGGGACACCACCCCCUCCCCGCUGGGCCGCGUCUGCCCCUCCUCCUACCGGGCGCUCAUCUCCGCCUUCUCCCGCCUCACCCGCCUGGACGACUUCAUCUGCGAGUGGAUUGGCUCCGGAUUCUUCUCCGAGGUCUACAAGGUGCGACACCGGGCCUCCGACCAGGUGAUGGCGCUGAAGAUGAACAAGCUGAGCAGCAACCGGGCGAACAUGCUGAGGGAGGUGCAGCUGAUGAACCGGCUCUCCCACCCCAACAUCCUCAGGUUCAUGGGCGUCUGUGUUCAGGAGGGCCAGCUCCACGCUCUGACCGAGUACAUAAACGGGGGGAACCUGGAGCAGCUGCUGGACAGCAACAAGCACCUGAGCUGGACGGCGCGGGUGAAGCUGGCCUGUGACAUCGCCAUGGGGCUGGGCUACCUGCACUCCAAGGGCAUCUUCCACCGGGACCUCACCUCCAAGAACUGCCUGAUCAAGUCCGACGAAAACGGUUACACGGCCGUAAUCGGGGACUUCGGCCUGGCAGAGAAGAUCCCGAGCCACGAAGCUGAAGGGGAGAAGCUGGCAGUGGUGGGCUCCCCCUUUUGGAUGGCGCCGGAGGUGCUGCGGGACGAACCCUACAAUGAGAAGGCCGACGUCUUCUCCUACGGGAUAAUCCUGUGUGAGAUCAUCGCUCGCAUCCAGGCCGAUCCCGAUUACCUGCCCCGGACCGAGAACUUUGGCCUGGAUUACCACGCCUUCCAGCACAUGGUGGGGGACUGCCCGCCGGACUUCCUGCAGCUGGCCUUUAAUUGCUGCAAUAUGGACCCCAAGCUGCGGCCCUCCUUCCCAGACAUCGUGAAGAAGCUGGAGGAGAUCCAGAGCCGGCUGAAGGCGGAGGAGUCGGAGCGAGAGAGGGAGAGGAUCCACCUCGGCAUGGAUGUGGACCGCAAGACCAUCGCCAAAGGUCCCGGCGAGAAGGUCCAGGGCAUGAAGCGGCUGAACCCGCUGGGCCUUCAGGACGAUAAGAUCCCGCCCAAAUCCCCGCGGCCGCGCCGCAACAUCUGGCUCUCCCGCAGCCAGUCGGACAUCUUCUCCCGCAAGCCCAGCCGCAAGGUGAACGUGCAGGACCCCUACUACAACCCGGGUCCCAGGGCACGCAAGAUCAACCCCUUCAACGCCCGCGAGGACCUCAAGGGCGGCAAGAUCAAGUUCUUCGACAUGCCCAGCAAGUCAGUCUUCUCCCUGAUGUUCGACCUGCACUCGCCCCCGAGCGGGUCUGUCACCUACCACUCACAGCUGGGCCCCGGGGCCCCCGACCCCUGGCAGGAGCCCUGGCAGCUGCCCGGCCGCCGCUGCCAUUCGUUGCCCGUGUCUCCCCAGCUGCCCCCCCGGGACGUGCACAAGGCCGACCCGGCCCCCCUGGGGGGCAGGGCUCCAGGGGGCUGGGGCGGGAAGUACUCUGUGCUGGAGAUCCCCCCUUUCCAACAGAGGGCGGAGGAGGGUGAGGAGGAGGAGGAGCAGGGCUGGUCGCCCCUGCCCUGCGAGAGGGGCGAGGCCAUGGACUGCUCCAGCAGCUGUGGGACCCCCGAGGGGGAGGAGGACAGCCCCUUCCUCCCUGCCGAGCCCCAGAACGGGCCCUGCGCGCGGGGGUGGGCCUGCGAGGACAUGGAGGCCGAGGACCAGGAGCAGGGGGCCACGCCCGAUGCCGGAGUCCCCGGCCUGGACAAGGCCUCCUUCAGCCUCAGCCUCUCCGUGGAGCCCCUCUGCCCCACGGCACCGGAGAACUUCAACUCCAUCGUGCUCGCCCCCUGCGGGGCCCAGGAGGCGCCUGGCAUCCACUCCAAAUGUGACAUUUAG